AUGCUUCGCCUACACAACGAUGCCAGCAGGCUCCCCCUUCUCUUGGCGCUGCUCAUUAUCGUGUCCUGCAACGGGGCGGAAGUGGCGCAGGACUUCGAGGUCGAGCUUUUCGACGGCGAGCGAUUCCAGCUUUCCGAGCAAUACUACGAUAACGUGGUGGUGGUCAACUUCUGGUACCCCAGUUGCGCCCCCUGCCGCGAGGAAAUGCCGGAAUUUCAGAAGGCCUGGGAGGAACUGGACGGUGAUGAGUUCCGCUUCCUCGGAGUUUUCGUCCCGCUGGGGUUUGACACGGAGCAUUCCGCCCGGGAAUUCGUGGACGAGUUGGGCUUGACCUUUGAUUUCGCGACCGACCGCAGCGAGACUAUCUCCUCGGCCUACCAGAUCGAAUUCUACCCGACGACUUGGUUCAUUGACCGGGGCGGCAGGGUCGCAUCAACUCACUCCGGGGCCCUUGACGAGGAGCGGAUCACCGCCAAGGUGCGAGACCUGUUAAAUGACUGA
Geodia barretti is the source of this 501-nucleotide messenger RNA. The record is from the annotation of a GenBank genome assembly. NCBI's taxonomy places the organism in Eukaryota, Metazoa, Porifera, Demospongiae, Tetractinellida, Geodiidae.